Morone saxatilis (striped sea-bass) is the source of this 1421-nucleotide messenger RNA. RefSeq lists its product as uncharacterized. The record is from RefSeq and is a predicted model, not a curated record. Lineage: Eukaryota; Metazoa; Chordata; Actinopteri; Moronidae.
GUCCGUUCCAUGUCUCUACAGGUAAUGUGUCGGCCCGCUACGAGACAGAUAUCACUCCGGCUGGCUGGACCUUCUCUAUCUGGGGUGUUAUCUAUACCUGGCUCACCCUGAUGGUCAUAUACAUCACUUCAUAUGUAUUCAGAGGAUCCUGGGCUCAGUGUCUGCUGCCCUACGCCUUCUAUUUUUGCUGGCUGUCCAGCAUGGUGUUGAACAUAAUAUGGCUGCUGCUGUGGGACAGAGAGUCGAUGCUAGCAGCUCUGGUCGUAUUAAUCAUGAUAGCCAUUUCCAACUACAGCGCUUUGUUCUUCUGUUGCUUUGCCACGGAUUACUACGGACUCUGGUUACAGUCGUACCAUCGCAAAGACCUAGGCUGUCUCUAUAUACUGGUCCAGAAUGGUUUGGCUCUCUACACCACAUGGACAUCCAUCGCCUCACUGAUCAAUUUCUCAGUGGUUCUCCACCUGUGGGGUGUGGACAAGAGCACAGCAGCAACAGCCUCUCUGUGCAUCCUGUUUGGAGAGGUGAUGGGAUGGUUCAUCCUUGAGAACUGGGUGCUGGACCGUUGGGUGCGUAACAUCCUCACAGUCUACCCUGUGGUGAUUGUGGCCCUGGUCGGAAACAUCUUGAAACAUUUUAACCGAGCUGAUCCCACUACGAAUUCUGUGUUUAUGGUUGUACUGCUGGUGUUAGCGUGUGUCCUGCUGUUUUUCCGAAUCUGUACCGUCAUCUGGAGAAACAUCAGGCGGCCUCUCCACUCCCCAGGCUCAGCGCGGCUGAUGGUAUCACCCCUCGACGGCAGCAAAUUCAAGAUCUUUUAUUAAACAAUAGGAACUUGUACAGUCCUGUACCCACUGCAGCCUUUUUAACUUUCAGCCCCAGACUCACACUUAUAUACACUUUCACACAAGACACUGCAGUGCUCAAGGAUAGAUUUUAAUAUGAAAUGUUAUGCUUUUGAGGUUGUUUAACUAGUCAUGGAUUUGAAACUGUAUUUCUUUCAAUAGGAUGUUUAAGAUUAGCUUGAAAAAGAAAGAGACGGUGUACUAAACUGCUACUGUUUUCACUAUUUGCCAAUAAUAUUGUUUAUAUGUAAAGUACUUUUUAUACAGAUUAAUUUGUGUGAUUUGAAGUUUUUUCAUCAUUUUUGGGCUUUUUUUUAUUUUAUAUCCAUACACUGACAAUAGAUACACUGUCAAUAUAUGUUUUAUGCUUUUGACUACAAUUUGAGUACACAAACAAUCAUUUUCUAAAAGUACUUAAGAGCUUUGUUAAAUUCAUUCAGAUUUUCCAAUUAAAGCAGUCUUUUUCAUGUCUAAGGCAGUUUCUUGAAUAUAUGUACAGUCAACUGCAGAAAAAUUGUAUUCCGUUGGUAUAUACCGUAGGGGAUGUGUUUCCACACCAUUAAACAAAUCUGUUACAUG